AUGAGCUGUGCAGUGGUUUCAGGUUCCGAAACCCGGUUUCGUUUCUCCUCAACACCCAACAGACAAACCAAAAAUUGCAUCCUUGAAAGUUAUUCUAACAUUUCCUUUAGUUCCCAGUUGACAAAUUCCAGAUUUCCAAUCAAAACUCCACGGGGGAGAAGAACUUCCAGAGCCCAUUUCAGGUCCAGUUUUGAGGCGUUGUAUAAGACAGAAAGUUUCUACAAUGUGUUGGGAAUUGAAGAGAGUGGAACAAUUUCUGAUAUAAAGAAAGCUUAUAAACAAAUGGCAAGAAAAUAUCAUCCUGAUGUGUCUCCACCAGACCGCGUUGAUGAAAACACCAGGAGAUUUAUACUGGUUAAGGAGGCAUAUGAAACCCUUUCUGAUCCACACACCAGAGCUUUGUAUGAUCAAGAUUUAGCUAAUGGAUUGGGCUUUAAUUUCUCAGCUGGAAGAGGAUGUGAAUAUAAACAAAGAUAUGGGGAAUGGAAAGAGAGCUGGCAAUCACAACUGGAUGAAUUGAAGCUAAGGAGAAGGGAUUCGGAAGGAAGAAUGUCUUGGGGAGCUCGAAUGCGCAGCCGAAGAUGA
Messenger RNA from Fraxinus pennsylvanica, 585 nucleotides. Lineage: Eukaryota; Viridiplantae; Streptophyta; Magnoliopsida; Lamiales; Oleaceae. The record is from the annotation of a GenBank genome assembly.